GGAUGAUAACUACCUCUAAAGGAGGAGAAGAAGAAGAAGAACUGACAGUCAACCAACAUGGCGUUCAGUUUUGGCGGCGCUACGACGAACACAGCGGCAACUCUUACAGCCCCUGGUUUUGGGGCUGCCACCACCACUGCUGCUGCACCAGCUACAGGAUUUAGCUUUGGCUCCACCAACACUGGAUUUGGGGGGCUGGGAGCUGGAAACACCACGGCUGGUGGGUUUAGUUUUGGGGGGUUUGGUUUAAAUGCCAACCCAGCAGCAGUCAGCUUUAAUGUGGGGUGCUUUGGUACAGCAACCACCACUGGCACUGUUUUCAAUUUUGGUAAUAGCCUGGCUAGCACAGGCACGUUUGGUGGCUUUGGGACGACUACAACAACUGCUGCUGCACCAGGUUCCACUUUUAGUUUUGCUGCUCCCACCAACACCGCAGGGGGGCUCUUUGGUAACACACAGAACAAAGGGUUUGGUUUCUCCUCUGGGCUUGGCACUGGGGCCGCUGCUGGGACAUCAGGAUUUGGAACUGGAUUAGGAACAACUAGCCUGGGUGGGUUUGGAGGCUUUAAUAUCCAACCAACUCAGCAGCAGCAAGGAGGCUUGUUCAGCCAGCAGGCCCAGCAACAGGGUCAGGCUCAGCCCACCCAGCUUUACCAGCAGGUCACUGCUCUGUCAGCCCCCACCUUGUUAGGAGACGAGCGAGACUCCAUCCUAGCUAAAUGGAACCAGCUGCAGGCUUACUGGGGCACCGGGAAGGGCUACCACAGCAACAACAACCCACCUGUGGACUUCACUCAGGAGAACCCAUUCUGCAGGUUCAAGGCGGUGGGAUAUAGCUGCGUCCCAGUUAGUAAAGAUGAAGAUGGUUUAGUGGUCUUGGUUCUCAAUAAAAAGGAAGCCGAUGUGCGAGCUCAGCAGCAGCAGCUGGUGGAGUCCAUCCACAAGAUCAUGGGGAGCAACCAGACACUCACUGUCAAUGUAGACGGUGUCAAAGCCCUGCCAAACGACCAGACAGAGGUGAUCAUCUACGUGGUGGAGCGUUCUCCUAAUGGAACCUCCAAGAGGAUCCCCGCCACCACUCUCUUCAGCUAUCUGGAGCAGGCCAACAUCAAGGUCCAGCUCACACAGCUUGGGGUGGCCAUGUCCGUCACACGCACAGAGCUCUCGCCAGCACAGCUCAAGCAGCUGCUGCAAAAUGCCCCUGCAGGAGUGGACCCUAUCAUUUGGGAGCAGGCCAAGGUGGACAACCCUGAUCCAGAGAAAUUAAUCCCUGUGCCCAUGGUGGGUUUUAAGGAGCUGCUUCGCAGGCUGCAGAUCCAGGAGCAGAUGACCAAACAGCACCAGACCAGAGUGGAUAUUGUCUCAAAUGACAUCAGUGAGCUUCAGAAGAACCAGGCGACCACAGUGGCCAAGAUUGCCCAGUACAAGAGGAAACUGAUGGAUCUCUCUCACAGGGUGCUGCAGGUGUUGAUCCAACAGGAGAUUCAGAGGAAAAGUGGUUACGCAAUCCAAGUGGAUGAGGAGCAUCUCAGAGUGCAGCUGGACACUAUUCAGUCUGAACUCAAUGCCCCCACACAGUUCAAGGGUCGGUUGAACGAAUUGAUGUCCCAAAUCCGGAUGCAGAACCACUUCGGAGCCGUGAGAUCAGAAGAGCGCUACAGUGUUGACGCAGACCUUCUCAGAGAAAUCAAACAACACUUGAAACAGCAGCAGGAUGGUUUAAGUCAUUUAAUCAGUGUCAUCAAGGAUGAUUUGGAAGACAUCAAACUCAUAGAGCACGGACUGAGCGACAGCGGACACAUGAGAGGAGGCAUCCUGAGCUGAGUCUACCUUACAAACACACAUACAUAUGCUCAGACUCUCUUAUUCUCAAUAUAAAUCCUCUGAAAAGCGACACCCCCGAAGAGUCAACAUGUCCUUUUUGUCUUGAUAUUGGAUUAAUCUUGAAGUAAUCUGUUGCCUUUAGGUUUAAUCACAGGAGCAUCUGAACAUGUUGGAAAAAAUAAACUCUCUUUAUCACCAUUUCGGCAGGUUUAUCAGGACUUUACCUCAGUAUCUGUACCAGCAAAACAAUGACUGGUUAAUCUGUGCUUUCUGGACUGAUACAGAAAGCUUAAUGCAAAGACUCGACAUGUCUAAUAAUAGCUCGCUUCCCUUAUGUCAAAUCAGAUUAUGGAUAUGAGAUUGACAUGUAAACAAGUUGUGGGAUUGAAAGUGUGUUGUGAUUGAAUACAUUGUAAAUAUAUCUUUGUAUUUCUUUUUUAUGCUGUUGUUAGACUAUUAUUAAAAUUUCAUUUACAUUUAAAACAA
Molecule: messenger RNA, 2310 nt
Organism: Thunnus maccoyii (southern bluefin tuna)
Lineage: Eukaryota; Metazoa; Chordata; Actinopteri; Scombriformes; Scombridae
Gene: nup54
Product: nucleoporin 54
Exons: 14
Coding region: 58-1824 (588 amino acids)
Biological process (GO): protein localization to nuclear inner membrane; nuclear pore organization; NLS-bearing protein import into nucleus
Cellular component (GO): nuclear pore; nuclear pore central transport channel
Molecular function (GO): structural constituent of nuclear pore
Source: RefSeq, a predicted model, not a curated record